GCCGCGGCCGCCGCCGCCAGUCACCGCCCGCCGCCCGCCAGCCCUGGCCGGUCCCGCCGCCGCCCGCCGCCGCCCCGCCAUGAUCGUGGAGAGCAGCCGGGACGCGGCGCCCGAUGGCGGCGACGGCGGCGCGCUCAGCAGCCCCAUCAACCUCGCGUACUUCUACGGGGCCUCGCCCCACUCCAGCGAGGGCAGCUGCUCGCCGGCCCACUCCGCCCCGGGCUCGCCGGGCUCCGACUCGGACCUCUCGGUGAGCAGCCGCGGCGGCGGCCGGAGGGACCCCCGGGCCGGCGCCCGCCCCGCGCUGCAAGGUGAGGCGCACAUGGCGGGGGGCAAGCAGCACCGCGGCCCCUUCCAGGGCGUACGCGUGAAGAACUCGGUGAAGGAGCUGCUGCUGCACUUCAGGAGCUGCCGGCAGCUGCCCGCGCCGCCCGCCGAGGACGGCAAGGCACAGGGAGGACUGGCAAACUACGAGCAGUACACAGCAGAGCUGAAGAGCAUACUCGGUCACAGUGGCAAAAGGAAGGCUCCCGAGCUGCUUUCUGAUGGACCUUCUUUCAAGCGCCAAGCUAAUGUUCACCCACACCUCCUGACACCACCCCAGACACCAACCUCUAUGGAUAACGUGGAGGAGACUCAUAAAAAUGAUGCAAAACAUGAGAGCAAUUCCGAUCUGCUUCAGAACAUUAUAAACAUCAAGAACGAGUCGAGCCCCGUGUCUCUGAACACGGUGCAGGUCAGCUGGCUGCACACUGUCUCCAGUCAUGGCUCUCCCGGCGAGCAGUACCAGGACAGCCCGGGGACGCAGGCUUUCUCGCCGUCCCAGAAAUACCAAGUGUUCCAAGAUCACACCUCCCAGCAGAUGCUCGAGCCGCCGCAGCAUUACCAGUUCCCUCCCUCCCAGACCCCAGACUUGUCACAGAGCUAUCCCCCAGACGCCUCACUGGAGUACAGGCCGUUUGCCACCAGUGACCAGUCUCCUGGCUACCAGCAGAGCACCUUUGAGAGCCAUGAAUUGCAGUACUGCCCGCCGCAGAGCUUCUCCUCCCUCUUGAACGACUCCGAGGGCUCAGAGGGCAUCUCCGCUCCCCUCCAGCCACUGGCCGGUGCCCACCCACAGGCUGAGGUCGCCCACCAUGCUCCAGGCUUCAGCUUGCUUUCUGGUAAUGUCUGUGGUAGUCUGGAGCGCAGCAUCUCUUUGGCUGCUUUGAAUGUGUCUCUACCUGACCAAAACGUCGCCAGAAGCACGACUCAGCUGGGCAAGUCAUUUUUUCAGUGGCAAGUGGAACAGGAGGAAAACAAACUGGCAAACAUCUCUCAAGACCAGUUCCUCGCAAAAGACUCGGAUGGUGACACCUUCCUUCACAUCGCCGUUGCCCAGGGCCGCCGGGCGCUCUCCUACGUUCUUGCGAGGAAGAUGGCAGCCCUGCACAUGCUGGACAUUAAGGAGCACAAUGGCCAGAGUGCUUUCCAGGUUGCUGUGGCUGCCAAUCAACAUCUCAUUGUGCAGGACUUGGUUAGCUUGGGGGCUCAAGUCAACACCACAGACUGCUGGGGUAGAACGCCGUUGCAUGUUUGCGCUGAGAAGGGACAUGCCCAGGUCCUUCAGGCGAUCCAAAAGGGAGCUAUGGGAAGCAAUCAGUAUGUGGACCUUGAGGCAACAAACUACGAUGGUUUGACAGCGUUGCACUGUGCUGUUCUGGCCCAUAACGCUGUGCUGCACGAGCUGCAGAACAGUCAGCCACCUCACUCCCCUGAGGUCCAGGAACUUCUGCUGAGAAACAAGAGCCUGGUGGAAACCAUCAAGACUCUGAUACAAAUGGGAGCCUCUGUUGAAGCAAAAGAUCGCAAAAGCGGUCGCUCAGCUUUGCAUUUGGCAGCAGAAGAAGCAAACCUAGAGCUCAUUCGUCUCUUUUUGGAGCUGCCCAACUGCCUCUCUUUCAUUAACGCAAAGGCUUACAACGGCAACACGGCACUCCACGUGGCUGCCAGCCUGCAGUACCGGGUGAGCCAGCUGGACGCGGUGCGCCUGCUGAUGCGCAAGGGAGCCGAUCCCAGUGCCAGAAACCUGGAGAAUGAGCAGCCAGUUCACCUGGUUCCCGAUGGCCUUGUAGGAGAGCAGGUAAAAAACCAACACCCAACGGUCCCCUCUGCUCCCAUCUGUUCCCAUCCAUGCAAAAGCCUUAUUCCUUUCCAGAAGUUUCUUUGGGGUUUUGAGUUGCAGCUUUUUAAGGAAAAGAUUUAGCAAAUGCCAUUUUAUUCAGGGAACUUUGGUUUUUAGUGUCAGGAUCGGGCAGAAUAUACAAAGACCUGAAAUUACAGGUUUUGCUCAUAGCUUUUAUUUUUUCCACUCAGUCCUUUUUUUUUUUUUUUCUGUGAAGACAGGUUUUGUCUUUGUAACCUUUUAACAUUCUGGAGAUAGCAUCCCUUCUCUUGUUCAUCUUUGUAUGGGCCUGAGAUCAUGCUUCUGUUGCUCUUGUCAUAAUUAGUAAUGGUGUAAUUCGUUGUUAGGCCUAAACAACAAAUGAAGAAAAUCCCUUUUACCUGGGAGCUGUUGGAAUUCAUGAUGGAAAAAAGUGACUCUGGACCUCAGAAGCUAAAUAACUUAAGCAACUGAGUAAUUCUGUUGCCUUUCAUUGGUUCAAAUGCUGCAAAACUGGAUCAAUCCUGGUGUGACUGAGCCCAGAAUCCAGGCUCAGAUAAAUGAGGACUGCAGAACUGGGUCUAGGGUUUCUUCUGUCAGCUUGUCGCUUGCUUCAGGAUGAUGAAUACUGAUGUGUGUGUCUCUUUCUCUUCUCCAGAUAAGACGUAUCCUAAAAGGGAAGGCGAUUCAGCAGAGGGUGUCGCCUUUCUAGGCUCCGUGUUUCUUGGAGUUCAGCACCUCACACUCACUGUCAGUCAGGCAGUCCUAAUGUAUCUGUAAAUAGACCAUUUGCCUGCCGUGGGCAAAUGUUAGUUGUUUCUAUGAAACAAAAGUAUUUUGUUCACUAUUGUAUAGUGGGUUAUAUGAGAGUAAAAAAAAAAAAACCAAAAAAAUCACCACCCCAAAACCCAGCAAUCAUUCCUCUGAGCAAACGGGAAUGUUUUAUUCCCAAGUACACGGAACAUUUGCCUGGAUACCUGGAUUUCAUAGCUACGGCAAGACUGAUUUUGUUUAAACAGCCAUACGGAUAACUUCUGGAGGACAGUUCUGCAGGAAAUCUUGUUGAGAGGGCUGAUGCGCAUCAACAUUGCAGAGGGUUUUUUUGUUUGUGUUUUUAAAAACACUUAAUACUAAGUGCAAAACAAAUUAAAUAUUUUUGAAGUUGAACACUUAUUUAUGUAACUUUGUAGCUUUCUUCCAGUAUCUUGUGCAGGAUUGUGUAUAGUCACUGGUAUUGUUGUACAGCUGUAUAGGUCUUACAAAUCUGUUGGUCGCUUGGGUUGAAUCGGUUGGCUGUGGCAUGAACUGAAGAAACAAGUUACUUGAUCUUGAACUUGCAAAUUGCAUAUAGAAUUUUAAUACUGCACUGGUGCAUGUAGGGUAAAUUCUGAUGUUUUGGAAGACUGAAAGGACAGUUAAGGUUGUCCCUAGCACCAAUUUGUGCGUGCUUUUGGAGCUGUUACUAAAACACAAAAAGCCAUGCUUCUUCAGGGGACUGUAUCAGUUUUUGACAUACCCAGUAAAGGUUUAUCUUUUUUUUUUUUCUUUUGAUGGGACAGUGGAUCGAGGGGGAAAGAUUAUGACUUCUGUAGCGUGUGUGUAUAUAACUUUGUACUUUAAAGAAUAUGAUCCUGAUUCAGUGGAAGUAUUUAGCAUGUGCUUAACUGUUGAUGCAUGCUAGAAAUAUCUCCAUGUUGAUUCUAGUACUUAAAUGUGUGUAAGCCCCGCUAGCGUCAGUAGGACCUAAGCACAUGUGUAAGUAGUUUGCUGAAUUGGGCUCUAGUUGAUUCUAGAGACUUUAGUGUUUUUCCACCUCCUCAGAAGAGUUAGUUCAUUUAUGGCUUUACCUUAUAGGUAUAGUGGCUAGCCAAGUAAUAUUUGAAGUUAAUGUUUUUCAAUUUUUUAAUAAUUAUGGGUAUUAAUGCAAAAUGUAUACUAAUUAUGCAGUAUAUUUGUGUCCUGUUGGAGAAAAUUUCUUCCUCCUGUCGCUUUCUGAAUGAUCCAUGCUGGGCUGUAAUCCAGUAAUACGUUCUGUGUGUGGUCUUUGCUCUUAAACUGUUUUUGCAUCACAUGCAAUUCUCUGCCAUAACUGUUCAAUUAGUCUGAUUGUGCUGUUUUGUCACAGUAUGUCUUGUAGACAAGCUAAGUGAAAAAACAUGAUAUGUGGAGGCCUAGUUGUGAUACAUUUCUUGAAGGGUUUCAUGUAACUUGCGUUUGAAUAAACAUGCUAAUUAAA
This is a messenger RNA of Falco peregrinus (peregrine falcon), 4379 nucleotides long. RefSeq names its product NFKB inhibitor zeta (gene NFKBIZ). Lineage: Eukaryota; Metazoa; Chordata; Aves; Falconiformes; Falconidae. The record is from RefSeq and is a predicted model, not a curated record. Gene Ontology annotation, molecular function: POU domain binding; DNA binding. The transcript is spliced from 11 exons. The coding region runs from base 80 to 2245 and encodes 721 amino acids. Gene Ontology annotation, biological process: regulation of gene expression. Gene Ontology annotation, cellular component: nucleus.